GUCUCGCAUUGCCGGGGUCAUGGCUCACGAGAAGGCUCGCACCACCAGCUUCGCCUUCCCUUCCCUGCAAGGUCAGGGUCAGGGUAUGGGUGGGAUUCGCAGGGAGUUCAAGGACACGCCGGCCGUCCUGGGCGUCGCCCUCCCAUCGGAUCCCCUUUUGGCCGGCAACUUCAUCAGCAAGGAUCCUAUGGAUGUCGGCGUCCAAUGCGGUCCUCUCACGUCGCUCCACACGAUGAACACAGACCGAGCCGAGCUGGUGAACGGCGGGAUGAACCACACGGAAGGCGGAUGGCCGAAGGACAUCAACCCCAACGAACUCGACCACACGGCACGAUUCAGGAAGAAGAUCGAAAAGGACGAAACCUUCCUCCGCGCCAUCAAGGACCUCGGCCACUCCACGAUACACUGCAUUCGGCAGAACAACGCCGUGGACAUCUACGAGGAAUACUUUCUGGACCUGGAAACGGAGGGGAUGCCCUCGGCGUGGGUCGUGAACGUGUUCCGCGACCCGACCGCGGCCGUCGCGGCGACGGGGAAGAGGACCGUCUGCAAAAUCUCUUGGUCUCCGGAUCGGAGUCACAAGUUGGCGGCUGCCUACGCGAGCAUUCAGUUCCAAGGAAACACUCCGGAAUUACCCAUGAAUUCCUUCAUCUGGGAUGUUGAGAACCCGAUUCAGCCGGACCUGCGACUCGAGCCCAAGAGCCACCUCGUAUCCCUGGAAUACAACCCCAGAGACGGGAAUCUUCUCCUCGGGGGGCAGUUCAAGGGUCAGCUCGGCGUCUGGGACGUGAGGCGGGGAUCGGCUGCCGUGGAAAUGACCCCGAUGGAUCGGAGUCACAAGGACCCUGUGUAUUCCGCCUUGUGGAUUCAUUCGAAGAGCAGCGUCGAGUGCUUCUCCGCCUCCACCGACGGACAAGUGCUUUGGUGGGACAUCCGGAGGCUGUCGGAGCCCCUAGAAAGUCUCAUCCUGGACUUGAGGAAAGGCGGAGUGAUGGAAAUGGAGAAAGCACUGGGAGCAUCCUGCCUUGAAUACGAACCCACCAUGCCGACCAGGUUCAUGGUCGGCACUGAACAAGGGAAGGUGAUAAUGUGCAACCGGAAGGCUAAGAAUGCCUCGGAGAAGUUGGUGGGAUCGUACCAGGCCCACGUGGGACCUGUCUAUGCAGUUCAGAGGAAUCCUGUCUUUCUCAAACACUUCCUCACUAUCGGAGAUCGCGGUGUAAAGAUCUGGGCCGAGGAUGUCAAGGACUCACCUAUCCUUUGGACUAGGCCAGGGAGGGCGUUUGUGGUGGAUGGCUGUUGGAGCAUGUCUCGACCGUCCACAUUCUAUACCGUGAGUCACCUGGGGAUCAUGGAAGCUUGGGACAUCCUCGCCUACCAUCACAAACCCAUUCUCAAGCUCCAGGUAUGUGACGAGGGUCUCCAGACGAUGAGGCAGAAGGACUCUGGUGCCCUGGUGGCCGUGGGUUCCCUCCACGGUCACAUCUCCCUCAUUCGCGUCUCGGAGGCACUCCUUCAUAUCACCAAGAACGAUCGAUCUUCGCUCACUUCCCUGCUGGAAAGGGAGACACACCGCGAGAAGUUGCUGGAACAGCGGGUAAAGGAGCAGAGGGUGAAGGAACGGAGUGCAGCUGGAGCUCGCCCUGGCACCUCCAUGGCCAUGACCCAGCAGGAUCAAGACGAAGAACGCAUCCAGGAACUCGUCCGACAAACCGAGAUCGAGUACAUGGAAGCCGUCCAAAAGGAGCUGGAGAAGCGUCCGCUGAAGGAAGACGAAGCUCUGGCUCUACUGGAAGCCUUGGAUUCGCCGACUGCAAGUAUUGCAGUGGGGAGAGAGAGCCCGGAGUCCUCGGAUUCUUCCAUGCAGCUAGAUCGCUGAAUCCGUUAUCCGUUAUAAUCGAAUCCGCUAUUCUCGUUAUAGACAUCUCGUUGUUAUGUUUACACCUACUGCGAGUAGCUAUUAACGUCAUUUAAGUUCUUCGUAAAUUACCCUGUCCUGAUUC
Messenger RNA from Darwinula stevensoni, 2003 nucleotides. Lineage: Eukaryota; Metazoa; Arthropoda; Ostracoda; Podocopida; Darwinulidae. The record is from the annotation of a GenBank genome assembly.